AUGGCCGAGCAGCGAUCCGCCGUGCACAUCCCAACGGUGCCGCCUGUCUUGGACAGUGUUCGUCUCCGCGAUAUCGAGCUACCCCUCCCCGCAGCCCCGGACCCAUGGCAUCGACCCGAUAAAGCCCAGCCAUGCAAGGCAGGCCUGAAGCUCUCCUACUCAUCGGCAAUCGCUGCCGCUGCAGCAGACGAUGUCUCCCUGUCCUUGGACUACGGCAAGCUCUUCCGCCGCUUAGAGUCGGACAUCCGCGACCUGGCCCAUCAUACGACUUCUCCAGAACACCCGCACCGUCGCAUGAUCAGCGUGAAAGGGACACAGCGCGAGGAGAUGAAGCUCAGCGCAGUAGGCCAAGACCCGCGAGUGACAGCUGCUAUUGUGGCUAACUGCGGACUCGAACUACUGGACGAAACAGCCGCCGGCGUGCGGAGGAUGGCGCAUGUGCACCAGAGCCCGCGGAAUAGCUUUUCGGGAAUUCCGCAGGCACCGGCGCCAGCUUCUUGGCCCGUUGAAGAUAACUACGGAAAGUGUGAGGUGUGGCUACACCUGCCGAAGGCACUUUUGCGUGCUGACGAAGGGUUGAAGUAUCGUAGCGUGACCGUUUGGGGUUAUAAAGAUGCUGCGGGGGCAGGUGAUGCCUCGGCGAGAUGCCCCGUUGUGUUGGAAGAAGAGUUCUCUAUUGAUGGGAUCAGGUGCUAUCCUAUUCUGGGAGUGAACUCCCAUGAGCGCGUUGAGAAGCAGGCAGUGAUUAUCUCUUUGGAGUUCCAGGGUCCUGGCCAGCUGGCUUGGGGGUCAACGGUUGUUGAUACCUACCAGGCUAUGACGAGGGCCGUUGCAGAAAAAGUGGAUGAGACCACCUUCCAGACCGUCGAGGCCCUGGCAACUUUCAUUGCGCGUAUCGUGACUGUUGACUUUGGUAAUGAGCGGGUGACCGUGCGGGUCGAGAAGCCCAGUGCACUGGCAUUUGUCGAACGGUCCGGAAUUGAAAUCACGCGGUCGCAAGCAUUCUUCGAGAGCCACGAGGUGGCACGGCGCUGA
Penicillium argentinense is the source of this 1035-nucleotide messenger RNA. Its product is annotated as dihydroneopterin aldolase. Gene Ontology annotation, cellular component: cytoplasm. The record is from RefSeq and is a predicted model, not a curated record. Gene Ontology annotation, biological process: folic acid-containing compound metabolic process. NCBI's taxonomy places the organism in Eukaryota, Fungi, Ascomycota, Eurotiomycetes, Eurotiales, Aspergillaceae. The transcript is spliced from 2 exons. Gene Ontology annotation, molecular function: dihydroneopterin aldolase activity. Bases 1 to 1035 code for a protein of 344 amino acids.